UUGACUUCACUUAUUCCUCGUAGACCAGGUCCUAACCGUUUGGUGUAUGAGGUAGACUGUCAACGCAUAAUUGAGGGUGACAAACAAUAUAUAUCAAUUGCUAAUGAUGCAAUGGCAAAAAUAAAGUAUACAUAUCCAGCAGACAAACAAAUCGGAGACCUAGCUCAAAACUGUACCAAAUUUAAAGAAAUAUUUAACUAUGAGCUAUACCCCGUGUCCCGAGAAGAAUUUGAUUUUCCCAUUGCUUAUACAAUACUGACUUAUAAAGAUUCCGUACAAACAGAAAAACUGCUCAGAGCCAUUUAUCGACCUCAAAAUAUCUAUUGUAUACACGAGGACAAAAGUUCAAUUGUUGAUUCCUCCUUACUAUACGCCAUGACAUCCAUAGCAAAUUGUCUUCCCAAUGUUUUCAUUGCUUCACAACUGGAGGAUGUCAUCUAUGCAGGGUUUUCUCGAUUGAAAGCUGACCUCAACUGUAUGUCAGACUUACUAUAUAACACAGACAUUAAGUGGCGGUAUGUCAUAAACUUACCAUCACAGGAAUACCCUUUGAAAACUAAUGCAGAAAUCGUAAAAAUCUUAAAAAUUUAUAAUGGAACAAGCAGCAUCGAUAGUGCUCACGAUGAUAAAAUGUAUUAUAGGUGCAAUGAAUCUUACAUUGUUAGAGACCAAAAGGUAGAAGCAUCGGGAAAGAAAAAGGAUCCGCCACUUUAUAAUAUUACUGUGGGGAAAGGAAGUGCAUAUGGUGUUUUUAGUUGGAGUUUUGUGAAUUAUUCAAUAAAAGAUGUCAAAGCUCAGGGUAUUUUAAAAUGGUUAGAAGAUACAUACAGUCCUGAUGAAUUCUUCUGGGCGACAUUGGCCAGCAAUAAACAUCUAAAUGUUCCUGGUGUUUUAGGCUAUCCAACUAGAAAAUUAUGGGUAGCAUCUAGUACAAAGUGGCAUCAGGACUCAGAAGAUUGUCAAGGAAAGUUUGUCCAUGACGUUUGCGUGUUUGGCGACUUAAGCAAACUAGUGUCAGUGAAAGAAAUUUUAUCAUGACUAUCAACCUCUAGCACUGCAAUGCAUGGAGGAGGUAUCUCAAUAAAUCCUUUAAACCAGUACAAUUUGAAACAUAUUAUUAUAGGAAAUU
Messenger RNA from Saccostrea echinata, 1129 nucleotides. Its product is annotated as beta-1,3-galactosyl-O-glycosyl-glycoprotein beta-1,6-N-acetylglucosaminyltransferase 4-like. The transcript is spliced from 2 exons. The coding region runs from base 112 to 1038 and encodes 308 amino acids. The record is from RefSeq and is a predicted model, not a curated record. NCBI's taxonomy places the organism in Eukaryota, Metazoa, Mollusca, Bivalvia, Ostreida, Ostreidae. Gene Ontology annotation, molecular function: acetylglucosaminyltransferase activity. Gene Ontology annotation, cellular component: membrane.